CGGAGCUGGUGGCGAGUGAGCGCGCGAGCGGGUGGUGGCUCUUUCUAGAGGGCACGUGACAGGAGCCAGUGGGGCUGCUUGUAGUGCUGAGGCGGGUGGGGUGAGUGGAGAGUCUAGACUGGUAGAAGAGAUUGUGUGAGCAGAAGAAUUUACUGGAAUUGUGGAGUUAAAAUAGACCAUGAGACUAAAUUGGUUGCUGUGUGCAGCACUGCUGUUAGUUGGAACCUCUGCUGUCAAGGCACAUGAAAAUGAAUUUGACCAUGGUGAUGAUGAUGUAAUAGAUAUUGAAGAUGACCUUGAUGAUGGUGGUGAGGAGGUAGAGGAGCUGAAGCAUGAACCCAGUACUCCUCCUCCACCCCCAAAGGUAACUUAUAAGGCCCCAGUCCCAACAGGAGAAGUUUAUUUUGCUGAGAACUUUGAUAAAGGAACUUUGGGAGGAUGGGUCCUUUCCAAAGCUAAGAAAGAGGAUACGGAUGAUGAAAUUGCCAAAUAUGAUGGCAAAUGGGAAGUACAGGAGAUGAAGGAAACAAAACUUCCAGGAGACAAAGGGCUUGUGCUGUUGUCCCGGGCUAAACAUCAUGCAAUCUCUGCCAAACUUACCAAACCCUUUGUUUUUGAUACCAACCCCCUUAUUGUGCAGUAUGAAGUCAAUUUCCAAAAUGGGAUUGAAUGUGGUGGUGCGUAUGUGAAGCUGCUCUCGAAAACCUCUGAACUAAACCUGGAUCAGUUCCAUGACAAAACUCCCUAUACAAUUAUGUUUGGCCCUGACAAAUGUGGAGAAGACUACAAAUUACACUUCAUCUUCCGGCACAAGAGCCCCAAGACUGGCAAAUAUGAGGAGAAGCAUGCAAAACGUCCUGAUGCAGAUCUGAAGAAUUACUUCUCAGAUAAAAAGACUCAUCUUUAUACACUGAUUUUGAACCCAGACAACAGUUUUGAAAUCCUCAUUGAUCAAAGUGUUGUAAAUAGUGGGAAUCUGCUAUCUGAUAUGACCCCUCCUGUGAAUCCUCCACAAGAGAUAGAGGACCCAAAUGAUCAGAAGCCAGAAGACUGGGAUGAGAGAGCAAAGAUUCCAGAUCCAGAUGCUGUUAAACCAGAUGAUUGGGAUGAGGAUGCUCCUGCUAAGAUUCCUGAUGAGGAUGCUGUGAAACCGGAAGGCUGGUUAGAUGAUGAGCCAGAAUACGUUGCUGAUCCUGAUGCAGAGAAACCAGAGGAUUGGGAUGAAGAUAUGGAUGGAGAGUGGGAGGCACCUCAGAUUGCAAAUCCCAAAUGUGAGUCAGCCACUGGCUGUGGUGUCUGGCAGCGGCCCAUGAUUGACAAUCCCAACUACAAAGGCAAAUGGAAGCCUUCUAUGAUUGAUAAUCCUAACUACCAGGGCAUCUGGAAACCAAGGAAGAUUCCAAACCCGGAUUUCUUUGAAGAUUUGGAGCCUUUCAAAAUGACUCCUUUUAGUGCUCUAGGGCUUGAGCUAUGGUCAAUGACUUCUGACAUAUUCUUUGAUAACUUCAUCAUCUGCAAAGACCGGGCAGUGGCUGAUGACUGGGGUAAUAAUGGAUGGGGACUGAAGAAGACAGCUGAUGGUGCUGCUGAGCCUGGUGUUGUGGCACAAAUGAUAGCAGCUGCUGAAGAGCGUCCUUGGCUUUGGAUAGUCUACAUCCUAACUGUGGCUCUGCCAGUGUUUCUUGUCAUCCUCUUUUGCUGCUCUGGAAAGAAACAACCAAGUGCUGCGGAAUACAAAAAGACUGAUGCCCCUCAGCCGGAUGUAAAUGAGGUAGAAAAGGUAGAAGAGAAAGACAAGGAAGAAGCAGAGGAGGAGGAGGAGGAAAUAAACGAAGAAAAGCCAGAAGUGAAGCAGAGGAGUGAUGGUGAAGCAGAAACUGCAAGUCAGGAGGAGGAGGAAGAAGAGGAGGAGGAGGGGGAGGAAGAAGCAGCAAGAAAACCCACUGUAGAGGAAGAAGAAACUGCAAAUAUAUCCCCCAGAAACAGAAAACCAAGAAGAGAUUGAAAUACCCUAAGAACUUGAUCGGGUUAAUUUUCCCCAACAUGGUUUUGGGAGAGGACCUUGGAUACCUUUUGCUGAAACUCAGAAAAACCUCAAGACUUCACCAUCCACAGGUUCCUGUCAAAUGCUCUUCAAUGUAAAUGAGUGUUUAGCAGUAAAAUAUUCGCAAUUGUGUUUUUAAAUAGAGUAUUCCUGUAGAAAGAGUGCAUUUAAUACAACCCAGCUAUGGAUUUCUGGAAUGUUACAUGAACUAACGUUUUUCUUUUGUUAAAAUUUUGUUUUAAAUAGAAUGGUAGGUUUGCCAGUCUCAAACUUAGCUUAAAUUAAUGUAUUAACCUAUUGAUGAAAAUGAACAGCAAACCAUAAAAAUGCUACCUGAUGUGCAGCUUUUAUAAUUUUUUUUACAGAUAUGGACAUUCUUACACAAUAUUCCUCUUAAUUUGAUCAUGUUAAAGUUAUCAGUGCAAUGCAUUAACUUUUCCAUUUCAGUCAAAUAUAGAAUGGACAAUUAAAAUCCAUUAGAAGAAACAAUAUCAAGCGUUCAAAUAAUUUUUCCUCCUUUUUCAUUGGGGGAAAAAAGUAUAGUGAGGCCAUGAACUAUCCCUGUUGGUCAUGGGAACUAUCUACUUGAUACAGUAUUUUAGUUGUCCUGAGUUUGGAAGCAGGUUUUGAUUUAAGGUACUAAGACUGAGACUGGAUGUCCUGUUGCUUUAACGCUUAAAUUCUUCUCAAUAUGGCAUUUGUUUUCAUUGUGUUUGGAUUUUCUGUUAUUGUUUUUCCCUUGGUUUGAAAAUUCCUUCCUCUGGUUACUGCUUCUGCUAUUCUUCAGGUCUUGCAGAAUGCAGCUUGGCUGCUACGGAAUACUUAUGUUCAGCUCAUUGUUAAAUCUGUUCAAUUUUUUAAAUAUGAAAAGGUAGAACUGUUUCUUGGGUCCAAAUGCUGUGGACAGGACAGUGUUGCUAACUUUCUCAAUGUUGCCAUUGUAUGUAUGCUAAUGACAGAGACAAGAAGAGCAAAGGAUAGGCAAGAUGGUCUAAAGCAGAUGUCAGUAUUCGCGGCUAGAAGAGGAGCAUGUAAAACAAAUUGUUGGAUAUAUGUAACAGUUUGAGUCCCCAUUUGCUCUUCCUGUAUCAAACUAUAUUGUGGGGUUCCAAUUCCAGCUGAAUAAAUUUUUUUUAAAAUAUGUGUUUCAUUGAGUAUCUAGCAGUUCAAAGCCCUUUUUUGUGUAGAGCGCAGACAACUAUCAGAGCGUAUACCUCUAAGAGGAUAGAACUGUUAAUUCCCUCAGUGUAUUAGAACAUGGGAGGAAUGAGUAAGAUUAAAUGCCUUGAAUGCUAUUUAUUGUCCUCUGUUUAAGCAUAUAUGGGCAAAAUUGUGUUUUGUGCACUGAAUACAGGUUUUUACUCACUCCAGGUUUUUACUAUGGAUAUUUUUUUUCCAAAGUGGUCAGACUAGUUCAGAAAACAUUUUUAAUGGCUACCUGGUGACAUACAGCUUUUGCUGUGUAUAAGGUACGAUUAUCUUGUUCAAAUUCACAAUCAUAAAUACACUACAGACUUUCUUGACAUGGUCAGUGUGUAGAUUUUUUCAAGCAAGCUAAAAGUGGCGGCUUGUGGACCUUUUAGAAAAAGCUUUGCACAGCUUGUUAAACUUUACUAAUACCUGAUAUUUCCACAAUGUCACUGCUGCCUUACUGGGAGCUAUAGAGCUAAAAGGCAUGGCUUUCUUAAUUAGCUCCUUUUAGUCACUGACUUAAAAUAUUGUUAGACAACAGGUUACUUACAAAUCAAACUGCUAUCCAUAUCUGUCUCUUGUCUUAUUUGAACCAAUGGUUGACAUGCAGUGAUCAUUUUCAGAGGGUACUGUUUUAUCAUGUUUGAGUUAAUACUGUCUUGUGCACAUUACUUCAGUGUCCUCUUUUUUCCUUCUAUGAAGUGUGUAUUCUUUUUUUUCCAGCACACUGUGAGAAAUGAAAAUUUCAUUUUCAAACAAAGCUCUUGAGAUGAUACUUAAUUUAAAACUAAACAUUUUUCCUGGCUUCUAAGUAACCUCUUAAGAAGCCUUUCCUGUUUGCAUGUUCUGGCUCUUCUGAUGUCUGUGAAAUUUGAAAAAGCACUACAACAUUUUGCAAUCUAUUGCUUGAAAUGUGCUGCUUUAAAAACUUUUAGCCCAGUGUUUAACUGUGAACCCAUAUUAAGUAAUGUGCCACACUGAGACAGGACUGUUGCAUCAGCCAAUUCAGAAUGAAGUAAGAGUUCACAUAGAUUGUAGUUUACAAAUAACAGACUCUGAUUCUGUCUGAACUGUGAAUGGUUUUUUUAAAAAGUACUUCUGUAUGAAAUCUGUUCAAAAUCUUUGAAGAAGCAACUAUCUAAUAGUGAAUCAGAGUCCCAAGUUUUUAAAAGAUGUUCCCUUUCACAGAACAUGACUUGCAGAUUGCACUGAAUGGGAUGCAAUAGAUUAUUCUUUGGUCUGGAAAAAUAGUAAACACAUUAUAGAAAUUUCAAACCAAUUUGUGUUACUAUGUUGGAUGAAAAGUAGAUGCUAUUUAACAAGGUAAUGCUCCUUCAGUGAAUGUGGCAUGCCUUUGAAUAUUUUACGUGCUAUCUUACAUAAAUUUAAAAUGUGGAUGGUACAACAUCCUUCCUGAGUAUCAUAUUUUGGAUGUUACGGAUGACAGAAGUCUCAUACAAUCAGUCAUUAAUGGGGAAAGGUAUCCUGGUUCUUCCAAUGCUUUGCUUUACUUAAUCUAUGGCAGUAAAUAUGGUGCUAAUAACUAACUUCUUUGCACCCUUCUGCCUUCCCACUAUAGUUUACUAAGUGCCAGUACUGCAUCCAUAGAAGUUUCUGAUACAACCCCUCAAGUGUUAGUGAACGAGACUGUGACUUCUCAAAGUCCUGACUGUUAAAAAAAAAACACCUUAAUAUUCAGUAUGCAUAUAUAAUAUAUUGGUUAAGUUAUAAAGAAAUGUAAGCUUACUCCGAUUAAUAAAGAAAUUUAAAAUUA
Eublepharis macularius is the source of this 5009-nucleotide messenger RNA. It is a transcript of the gene CANX, whose product is annotated as calnexin. Gene Ontology annotation, cellular component: endoplasmic reticulum membrane; endoplasmic reticulum. Bases 179 to 2005 code for a protein of 608 amino acids. The transcript is spliced from 16 exons. Gene Ontology annotation, biological process: protein folding. The record is from RefSeq and is a predicted model, not a curated record. Gene Ontology annotation, molecular function: calcium ion binding. Lineage: Eukaryota; Metazoa; Chordata; Lepidosauria; Squamata; Eublepharidae.